Molecule: messenger RNA, 4827 nt
Organism: Balaenoptera musculus (blue whale)
Lineage: Eukaryota; Metazoa; Chordata; Mammalia; Artiodactyla; Balaenopteridae
Gene: ADGRG2
Product: adhesion G protein-coupled receptor G2
Exons: 29
Coding region: 197-3265 (1022 amino acids)
Biological process (GO): cell surface receptor signaling pathway; adenylate cyclase-activating G protein-coupled receptor signaling pathway
Cellular component (GO): membrane
Molecular function (GO): G protein-coupled receptor activity
Source: RefSeq, a predicted model, not a curated record
UGGGCCGCUGAAGAGCAGGCCGGCAAGCCGUCCGGGAGCGGCGGGGGCGGUGCCCAGCCCGCGGGAGGGAGGAGGAGGGCCGCGGCCCGAGGGAAAGGGAAAAACGAGGGCUGGAGGGCGCCAGCAGCCAGCCCGUCGGCGGGGACCGGCAGAUUUGUGCAGUUUCUCCAUCUUUUCUUCUGAACUUCCUGUCAGGAUGCUUUUCUCUGGUGGGCAGUGUGGCCGUGUUGGCAGACCUGAAGAACUUUUACUGACGUUCAGGAUAUUCCUUGUCAUCAUUUGUCUUCAUGUCACGCUGGUUACAUCCCUGGAAGAGCAUGCUGAUAAUUCCAGUUUGUUAUCACCUUCUGCUGAAUCAUCUCUUGUUGGUUUUGUCCCCUACUCCAAUGGUACUCCAGAGGUUGAAACUACAAGCCUAAAUGAUGCUACUUCGAGCGUAUUAUCUACUUUGAACAAAACAGAAAAAACUAAAAUCACUAUAGUAAAAACCUUCAAUGCAUCAGGUGUCAAACCUCAGAGAAAUAUCUGCAAUUUGUCAUCUAUUUGCAAUGACUCAGCCUUUUUUAGAGGUGAGAUCAUGUUUCAAUAUGAUGAAGAAAGCAAUGUUACCCAGCAGAAUCAAGUUAUGGCUAAUGGCACCUCAACUGGAAUCCUGUCUCUAAGGGAAUUGAAACGAUCAGAACUCAACAAAACCCUGCAAACUUUAAGUGAGACUUAUUUUAUAGUGUGUGCUACAGCAGAGGCCCAAAGCACAUUAAAUUGUACAUUCACGAUAAAACUGCAUAAGACAAUGAACAUAUGUGCUGUGAUGGUUGCUUUGCAAACAGUAAAGAUUCGACCGAUGGAACAGUGCUGCUAUUCUGUCAGGAUCCCCUGCCCUUCCUCCCCGGAAGAGUUAGAAAAACUGCAGUGUGACCUGCAGGAUCCCGUUGUGUGUCUUGCUGGUCAUCCACGUGGUCCACCAUUUUCUUCUUCCAGCAAUUCCAUCCCAGUUGCUCCUCAGGCCACCAUUGUGUCCCAGACCUCCAGUGCCUUCUCUUUUGCUGAGCCUCUAGCUCAUCCACCUGUAAUCCAGAGCCCUCACUCUCCAACAGGGGUGAUUCCCCUUCCUUCUCCCCAGCCUUCAGCUCCCAUAGCUUCCAGCCCUGCCAUUGAUAUGCUCCCCGAGUCUGGAACUAUCUCUUCCCCUGUGCCUCCAACUGAUCUUUCCCACACCCUGCCACCUGUGAAAUCCUUACCUCCCUCUCCCACCACGUCUGCCCCCGUGAAUGUCAACACGACCAGCACACCUCCUGACAAGACAGAAAUUGUUCACACCAGCAGCGUCAGUGUUUCUGAGCUUGAGAACCAAGUGUCCCGGAUGGAGAAGCUUCUUUCCUUAGGCAGCUUGGAGCCUAACCUCGCAGGACAAAUGAUAAACCAAGUCAGCAAACUCCUUCAUUCCCCGCCCACCUUGCUGGCCCCUUUGGCCCAAAGAUUGCUAAAAGUAGUGGAUGACAUUGGCUUACAGCUGAAUUUUUCAACCAAGACCAUAAGUCUGACCUCCCCUUCUUUGGCUCUGGCUGUGAUCAGAGUGAAUGCCAGUAAUUUUGACACAACUACUUUUGCUGCCCAAGACCCUGCAAAUCUUCAGGUUUCUCUGGAAACUCAGGCUCCUGAGAAUAGUAUUGGUGUUAUUACUGUGCCUUCAUCGCUGAUGAGUAAUUUGCCAGCUAAUGAUGUGGAGCUGGCUUCCAGGGUGCAGUUCAACUUUUUUGAAACACCUGCCCUGUUUCAGGACCCUGCCUUGGAGAACCUCUCUCUGAUCAGCUAUGUCAUUUCCUCGAGCGUGGCGAACCUGACAGUCAAGAAUUUGACAAGAAACGUGACGGUUACAUUAAAGCACAUCCACCGGAGCCAGGAUGACUUAACAGUGAGAUGUGUAUUUUGGGACUUGGGCAGAAACGGUGGCAGAGGAGGCUGGUCAUCUGAUGGCUGCUCUGUCAAAGACAGGAGGCUAAAUGAAACCACCUGUACCUGCAGCCACCUUACAAGCUUCGGCGUCCUACUGGACUUGUCUCGAACAUCCUUGCCACCGGCUCAGAUAAUGGCCCUGACAUUUAUCACCUAUAUUGGUUGUGGGCUUUCAUCAAUUUUUUUGUCAGUUACUCUUGUAACCUACAUAGCCUUUGAAAAGAUCCGGAGGGAUUACCCUUCCAAAAUCCUCAUCCAGCUGUGUGCGGCUCUGCUCCUGCUGAACCUGGUGUUUCUCUUGGACUCGUGGAUUGCUUUGUACGACAUAAGAGGCCUCUGCAUUUCAGUGGCUAUAUUUCUGCAUUAUUUUCUCUUGGUCUCAUUCACUUGGAUGGGCCUGGAAGCGUUCCAUAUGUACCUGGCCCUUGUCAAAGUGUUUAAUACUUACAUCCGCAAAUACAUCCUUAAAUUCUGCAUUGUUGGUUGGGGGGUACCAGCUGUGGUUGUGACCAUUGUCCUGAUUAUAUCUCCAGAUAACUAUGGACUUGGAUCCUAUGGGAAAUUCCCCAACGGGUCACCUGAUGACUUUUGCUGGAUCAACAGCAAUGCUGUAUUCUAUAUUACGGUUGUGGGAUAUUUCUGUGUGAUAUUUUUGCUGAACGUCAGCAUGUUCAUUGUGGUCCUGGUUCAACUUUGUCGAAUUAAAAAGAAGAAGCAACUGGGAGCCCAGCGAAAAACCAGUAUUCAAGAUCUCAGGAGCGUCGCUGGCCUUACGUUUUUACUAGGAAUUACUUGGGGCUUUGCCUUCUUUGCCUGGGGACCAGUUAAUGUCACCUUCAUGUAUCUCUUUGCCAUCUUUAACACCUUACAAGGAUUUUUCAUAUUCAUCUUUUACUGUGUAGCAAAAGAGAAUGUCAGAAAGCAGUGGAGGCGGUAUCUGUGUUGUGGAAAGUUACGACUGGCUGAAAAUUCUGACUGGAGUAAAACUGCUACUAAUGGUUUAAAGAAGCAGACUGUAAACCAAGGAGUCUCGAGCUCUUCAAAUUCCUUACAGUCAAACAGUAAUUCUACCCAGUCCACCACGCUGCUAGUGAAUAAUGAUUGCUCAGGACUCACGAGCGGAAACGCGAAUGCUUCUACAGAGAAGAAUGGUUUUUCUUUCAGUCUUCAGAAUGGAGAUGUGUGCCUCCAUGAUUUCACUGGAAAACAGCACAUGUUUAAUGAGAAAGAAGAUUCCUGCAAUGGUAAAAACCGUAUCGCUCUAAGAAGGACUUCAAAGCGGGGAAGCUUACACUUUAUUGAGCAAAUGUGAUUCCUUUUCCUAAAAUCAAAGCAUGUUGCUUGACAGUGUGAAAAUGUCCAAUCUUACUUUUUACACAAUGUGAGUUGUAUGAAAAUCAACUAAUUUUAUACUCAGCAACUUCUGGAGGAGCAUAAGCUAAUUGAGGGCAAUGGUUGCUAUUGGAACAGGAAACCAAGACAUUAUACCAUGGUUCUUAGACAUUUGUGAUUUGGUUUUUUAUCCUUCAUUUUAAAAGAAGACUGGUUUUAAACAACACACUAAGAAUAAGACUUGUUUUUAAAAAAUCAAAGUAGUUCAUUUCCAGCCCCAGUUAAAGAUGCUAAGUUAUCUUUGAUAACAUUAUAUAAAGCCACUGUUGACUUCAGCCUGUUGGUGAGUUUCGUUGUGCAUGCCUUUGUUGUAAAUAAGCUAAAUUCUAGUGACCCACAUGUCAAAAAUCUUACUUCUACAUUUUUGGUAUUUAUUUUCUACUGUGUAAAUUUCUUUCUUUGUAGAAUCACGGUUGUGUUGUUGUGUCUAAUGUGAUAAUUCAGAAAAUCCUUGCUGAUUCAGUGAACUCUAAAGCUCCUUUUGGAGCUUAUAUGGGAUGUGAAAUACAGGAACUUCACUGAAAUCAAGAAAUAAUGACGCCAGCCAGACUGGAAAAAUGUAAGCAGAUAGUGCCACAGUUAGCUCAUACAGUGCCUUGGAGUGAGUUAGAAAAAGGUGCCGCCACUGGGCAGACACAGCCCCAUGGGCUCAUGAUUUGGCAAACAGAAUGAGGGCCAUAUUUUAGCCCCACUCACCCUCUUGGGUGCACCGUUGUUCAGGGUACCACCUGUACAACCGUACAUAGCAUCCAAUACCGACACACAUCUCCUGACCUCUUCCCUAAUCAUCAGAUUAUGGAAGCUGCACCAAGAUGUUUAGCUUAAUACCUUGGUCACAGAGAGGGAAGGAACUGUAAUCUAGACCAUAUGGUAGAAAAAUCGUGAAUGUGGAAGAGAUACACACACUGCCACUUCUCAAAUCCCCAGAGCCUUUCAGAAAAGGGGAGUAGAGUAGGAUUACUUUUUAAAAGAGAUGUACAUUUAAAAAAAUCGUAUUGCUGUUCUUUAAAAAGCAACUGCAUGGUACUUUGUUGAUUGCUAUGACUGGUACACUCUGGCCCAGCCAGAGCUAUAAUUAUUUUUUUAAAAGAAUUGUCUUGAUGAGUGUAUAGUGACAAGGGGGAGCAGCUAUUGGGAACAGUGAACUAUCCUGCAAUGCUAUUGUUUCCAUAUGUAUCAAACCCUGAUUGCUCCUAGUCAUAGCGAGUCUAUCUUGCUUCCUACCUACAACUGCUUGAGCAGUGCCUCAAGUAUGUCCUUAUUAGGAACAUUUCAAAAACCUUUAGUUAGGUCUUUCACUAAGGUUCCCUUGCAUAUAUUUUAAGUGAAUGUUGUAUCCCAGACUAACCACAGUAAUAAUGUAAUACACUUCUGUGAGUGCUGAUUUGUCUUUGCAAUAUUUCUUCUCCGAUUUAUUUAAUUGUCUUGUAUUUAUACAUUAAAAUUGACAAAAAUGUUAAAAUUGCCAAAAUAAAUUCGCAG